AUGGUGUUCAUUGACAUGGAGAAGGCCUAUGACAAAGUCCCUAGAGAGGUUCUAUGGAGAUGUUUGGAGGCUAGAAGAGUGCCUGUAGCGUAUAUUAGAGUGAUUCAGGACAUGUAUGAUGGAGCUAAGACAAGGGUUAGGACAGCAGGAGGAGAAUCGGAUUACUUUCCGGUUGAGAUGGGGUUGCAUCAGGGAUCAGCACUUAGCCCGUUUUUGUUUUCCCUAGCGAUGGAUUCUUUGACACGUCACAUUCAAGGGGAGGCGGAACACCUGAUAACUUUUCGAAGUGCGGUGGCCAAGACCCAGAUUGAUUAUCUACUUCUCCGGAAAUGUGAUAGAGGUUUAUGCACGGAUUGCAAGGUCAUCCCGAGUGAGAAUCUUAUGACCCAGCAUAUGGUUUUGAUUAUGGACUUAGAGAUCAGGUGGACGAGGAAGAGGAGGGCUAUGUCUGGUAUACCUAGGGUCAGGUGGGGUGCAUUUACUAAGGACGAGGCCCAGGAGUUGGAGAGAAGUUGCUGGCUAUGGGGGCCUGGAUGCACGGAUUGCAAGGUCAUCCCGAGUGAGAAUCUUAUGACCCAGCAUAUGCUUUUGAUUAUGGACUUAGAGAUCAGGUGGACGAGGAACAGGAGGGCUAUGUCUGGUAUACCUAGGAGAGGCGGCAAGAGAGGUGUUAGGGGUCUCAAAGGGUUUUCUGGUGGCCAUAAAAGGGACUGGUGGUGGAACGAAGAGAGGCAGAAGAGUGCUAACAGGGAGGGGUAUAAGAAGGCUAGGAAGGAGGCGAAUUUGGUGGUUAUUGCAGCUAAGACCGCCGUAUUUAGUCGUCUAUACGAAGAAAUUAGGGAUAAAGGCGGGGACAAGAAGUUGUACAGGCUAGCGAAGGUGAGGGAGCGGAAGGCCGGGGAUCUGGACCAAGUGAGAUGCAUAAAAGAUGAGGAGGGAAGAGUUUUAUUGGAGGGGGCACAGAUUAGGCAGAGAUGGCAAUCUUACUUCCAUAGGCUCUUGAAUGAAGAGGGAGGUAGGGGAAUUGUGCUGGGGGAGUUGGAGUACUCAGAGCGGCAGCGAGAUUUUGGGUACUCUAGAUGUAUACGAGUGGUGGAGGUUGUAGGGGCUAUGUGCAGGAUGAGUAGGGGUAGAGCGACGGGGCCGGACGAGAUCUCGGUGGAAUUCUGGAAGAGCGUGGGUAAGGAGGGCUUGGAAUGGCUUGCUAGGUUAUUUGACGUCAUUUUGGGACGAAGAAGAUGCCCGAAGAGUGGAGGCGGAGUACGAUGA
This is a messenger RNA of Nicotiana attenuata, 1269 nucleotides long. RefSeq lists its product as uncharacterized. NCBI's taxonomy places the organism in Eukaryota, Viridiplantae, Streptophyta, Magnoliopsida, Solanales, Solanaceae. The coding region runs from base 1 to 1269 and encodes 422 amino acids. The transcript has 3 exons. The record is from RefSeq and is a predicted model, not a curated record.